Messenger RNA from Sapajus apella (tufted capuchin), 1130 nucleotides. RefSeq names its product GATA zinc finger domain containing 1 (gene GATAD1). The record is from RefSeq and is a predicted model, not a curated record. NCBI's taxonomy places the organism in Eukaryota, Metazoa, Chordata, Mammalia, Primates, Cebidae. Gene Ontology annotation, biological process: chromatin organization; regulation of DNA-templated transcription. The transcript has 5 exons. Gene Ontology annotation, molecular function: sequence-specific DNA binding; zinc ion binding. Gene Ontology annotation, cellular component: nucleus. Bases 288 to 1100 code for a protein of 270 amino acids.
UCCGUGGGCCGGUGCCCGGCGUUCCUCGCCCGCCAGGUCCGUCCUGCUUCCCAGUGCCUCGGGCCUCCCGGGGCUGGUGCUGGGCGCCGAGCCGGCAGAGCUGGCGGAACCGCUUCCUGCCUCCAGAGGGCAGCGGCCGCGGCCUAGUCCCUUCACGGGCAGCUCGGUGCCGUCGGCCCCACAGCUCUUACUAUCGCCGGGAGUGGCUGGCCGACCAGUGGGCGGCCGGGCCAGCCUCCGCCAUUCCCGUGUCUCUGCGCCCGCGGGGGCCGCCCGAGCCGGCCACCAUGCCGCUGGGCCUGAAGCCCACCUGCAGCGUCUGCAAGACCACGUCGUCCUCCAUGUGGAAGAAGGGCGCUCAGGGGGAGAUCCUCUGUCAUCACUGCACUGGCCGGGGCGGCGCGGGCGGCGGGGCUGCCGGCUCGGGGGCGGCCGGAGGGACUGGGGGCAGCAGCGGCGGCGGCGGCUUCGGCGCGGCGAACUUUGCCAGCACCUCCACCGCCCCUCCGCAGAGCAACGGGGGCGGGGGCGGCAAGCAGAGUAAGCAGGAAAUUCACAGGAGGUCUGCUCGGCUCAGAAACACUAAAUACAAAUCUGCUCCGGCUGCUGAAAAGAAAGUUUCCACCAAAGGAAAAGGGAGAAGACAUAUAUUUAAAUUGAAAAAUCCCAUCAAAGCUCCUGAGUCAGUUUCCACCAUAAUCACUGCAGAAUCAAUCUUCUACAAGGGAGUAUAUUAUCAAAUUGGUGACGUUGUUUCUGUGAUUGAUGAACAAGAUGGAAAGCCCUACUAUGCUCAGAUCAGAGGCUUUAUCCAGGACCAGUAUUGCGAGAAGAGUGCAGCACUGACGUGGCUCAUUCCCACCCUCUCCAGCCCCAGAGACCAAUUCGAUCCUGCCUCCUAUAUCAUAGGGCCAGAGGAAGAUCUUCCAAGGAAGAUGGAAUACUUGGAAUUUGUUUGUCAUGCACCUUCUGAGUAUUUCAAGUCACGGUCAUCACCAUUUCCCACAGUUCCCACCAGACCAGAAAAGGGCUACAUAUGGACUCAUGUUGGGCCUACUCCUGCAAUAACGAUUAAGGAAACAGUUGCCAACCAUUUGUAGUUCACAGAUUAAAACUGGAUUUCCAGGCUU